UAAUAUACGCACUCUGGAAGUCAUAAACAGUUUUGUCGUGAACGUUAACAGUCCCUGUUAACUGAUCAGUCACUGAUCUGGAUUACUUCAAUAAACUUUAUUGGCAGCUAUAUUGUCCAUUAUGUACACGACUCAAUUGUUUAUCAUCUCUGUCGCGAUUAUUAUCGUACAUAAUAACGUACUUGCAGAAGAUAACCCAGAAGAAUGUGAGACUUUGCCUUCUGAAUUGCAUAUCAUUAAAGAGGAAUUUGACGAACUUGGACGGCUUCAGAGGACAUGCAAUGGUGACAUAGCAGUGAACAAGUGUGAAGGAGCGUGCAAUUCACAAGUACAACCUAGUGUCAUUACUCCUAGUGGAUUUUUAAAAGAAUGUUAUUGUUGUCGUGAAACAUUUUUGAGAGAGAGAGUGAUCGCUCUUACACAUUGCUACGAUCCCGAUGGCGUAAGAUUGACAAGUGAUAAACUGGCCACGUUGGAAGUAAAACUAAAAGAACCAGCGGACUGCAAAUGUUUUAAAUGCGGAGAUUUUUCUGGAUAAAAUAUGUUUUAAAAUCCAUAU
Molecule: messenger RNA, 559 nt
Organism: Myzus persicae (green peach aphid)
Lineage: Eukaryota; Metazoa; Arthropoda; Insecta; Hemiptera; Aphididae
Gene: Pburs
Product: partner of bursicon
Exons: 4
Coding region: 122-538 (138 amino acids)
Biological process (GO): G protein-coupled receptor signaling pathway
Cellular component (GO): extracellular region; bursicon neuropeptide hormone complex
Molecular function (GO): G protein-coupled receptor binding; neuropeptide hormone activity
Source: RefSeq, a predicted model, not a curated record